Molecule: messenger RNA, 1545 nt
Organism: Acanthochromis polyacanthus (spiny chromis)
Lineage: Eukaryota; Metazoa; Chordata; Actinopteri; Pomacentridae
Gene: kcnj20
Product: potassium inwardly rectifying channel subfamily J member 20
Exons: 3
Coding region: 166-1545 (459 amino acids)
Biological process (GO): potassium ion import across plasma membrane; regulation of monoatomic ion transmembrane transport
Cellular component (GO): plasma membrane
Molecular function (GO): inward rectifier potassium channel activity
Source: RefSeq, a predicted model, not a curated record
UGCUGGCUGCCCCAUGUCAGUUCAAGGAGGCAGACUAAAAACAUUGCUUUGAAAGGAAGUUUUCCGUGUGUCUUAUCUUUGGCAUGGAAUGAUGCUGGCGUUGCUUUCAGAUGAGACCGUAACUUGGAAAGCAGAUCCAUUGGGACAGCAGUGAGCUUGGGAGCCAUGGGACCUCCCGGGACCACUCAAGAUGGGACAAGAGGACGGCGACCAUCGACACCCUAUCAACCAAAAUCCAUCAUGGUUGUCCAUUCAACACUGUCAGGGGAGAAAACACAGUGUGAGAGCUGUUUGAUAAAUACAGACAAAGACAGAUCACUUCCUCUUCCAGACAUCAUGCCAGGAACUUUUCCUGAGCUUGCAACAGCCAAGCGGCGCCACAAAAGUACAACAGACAUCCCAUAUCGGGGUAACGUGUGCCUGCUUCCACCGUCACCUCUUGGUUUCACCGAAACAGAACAAAAUUUCUUGCGCCGAUGCUCAUUAAGAGAGACCAAAAGUGUUUCACGCUCCCCUCGUCACGCCCUCAGCGUCCCCAACAUGGGCACCAACAGUCCCCUCAGGGUUUUCCACAGCAGCCCCCUCCACAGCGCCCCACUCUCGCCAGCACAAAGCAACAUAUCUAGCGCCACCAGGGAGAUGGAGAGGCUCGCCAAGGCUCAGAGUAAACUCCUGGAAAGCGAGAGUAACCAAACACCGACUCUUCCCCCAGAAACCAGAGAGCAACUUCGUUACGUCUCCAAGGAUGGAAAGUGCCGUGUCAAUUUGUGUCACAUCUCUGAAAGGGGGCGCUUCAUGUCUGAUAUCUUUACCUCUUUUGUGGACCUCCAGUAUCGCUGGUUCCUGUUUGUUUUUAUGAUGUGCUAUAUCACCACCUGGUUCUUGUUUGCCGGGCUUUACUUCUUUAACGCUGCCUUUCGAGGUGAUCUUGAACAGGAGCAUCAUCUCGACACCCCUGCGAACCACUUUGUAGAUCAGACGCCCUGCUACUUAGGCGUAGACGGCUUCAUCUCAGCUCUGCUCUUCUCAGUGGAGACACAACGCACUAUUGGCUAUGGUUCACGAACUGUUUCUCCAACCUGCCACGAGGGUGUGCUGCUGGUCAUGAUUCAGUGUAUUGUUGGGUCCAUGAUAGACGCCCUCAUGGUGGGUUGCAUGUUUGCUAAAAUAUCCCGACCUAAGAAGCGAGCAGAGACCCUCCUUUUUAGUCGCACUUGCGUCAUUGCAAACCGGGACGACCAGCUGUGCUUGAUGUUCCGUCUGGGAGACCUGAGAGAAAGUCACAUGGUGGACGCAAAGGUUCGUGCAAAGUUAAUCAAGUCCCGCCAAACAGCUGAGGGUGAGUUUUUGCCUCUUGAACAGACUGAAAUCGAUCUUGGUUAUGAAACUGGGUCAGACAGACUUUUUUUGGUGGAACCUCAAGUCAUUCAGCAUAAUAUCGACUCAAACAGUCCGCUGUGGGAGCUGGGCCCUGAUCAGCUUAGACGCCAGCAGUUUGAGAUAAUCGUCAUCUUGGAGGGAAUUGUCGAGGCAACAGGUGAGUAA